AAGCCUGAUGUGCGGCUCUCUCGAGGCAGCAUUGACCGGGAGGAUGGAGGUCUCCAGGGGCCGACUGGAAGCCAACACAUAUACCAGCCUGUGGGUAAGCCAGAUCCUGCAGCUCCGCCAAAGAAGCCGCCGCGGCCUGGAGCCCCUGGCCACCUGGGCAGCCUCGCCAGCCUCGCCAGUCCUGGGGACAGUUACAACGAGGGCAUUAAGCCAUGGAGGCUUCAGCCGCAGGAAAUCAGCCCCCCUCCUACCGCCAACCUGGACCGGUCCAACGACAAGGUGUAUGAGAAUGUGACGGGCCUGGUGAAAGCUGUCAUCGAGAUGUCCAGCAAGAUCCAGCCAGCCCCGCCGGAGGAGUACGUGCCCAUGGUGAAGGAAGUUGGCUUGGCUCUGAGGACCUUGUUGGCCACCGUGGACGAGACCAUCCCUGUGCUCCCGACCAGCACGCACCGAGAGAUCGAGAUGGCACAGAAGCUGUUGAACUCUGACCUGGGUGAGCUCAUCAGCAAGAUGAAGCUGGCCCAGCAGUACGUCAUGACCAGUCUCCAGCAGGAGUACAAGAAGCAGAUGCUCACAGCUGCUCACGCGCUGGCCGUGGACGCCAAAAACCUACUCGAUGUGAUUGACCAAGCAAGACUCAAAAUGCUUGGGCAGACGAGACCGCACUGAGCUUGCGCCGAGCGCGGCUCCCUGCCCUCCCUGGAGGUGUUCUCUGGCCUUCCACCAGCAGCGAGGGGUGACCUGUGUGUCCCCGGCCCAGCGCCCUCGGCCCCAGCUCUGUUGACGGCUGCUUGAAAGUCUUCUCUCUCUCGUAUGUUUUAACCACAUUUUGAUUGGGUUUUGGGGAGUUUUUGUUUUUGUUUCUUUUAUCAUGAUAUUCUGAAAAAUCCAGGAUCCAAAAUGUGGCAUUUUUCUGGGAAUGGGAAUUACGCUUUAAGAAGCUUUUGAGAUCAUGAAGAGCUGUUUCUGUUCACGUAGGAUGUGUUUUAAUGGAAGUGGCGAAGGGGGAGGUGUGUUCUCUCCUGAGCCACCUUCGCUGCAUGUUGGAGGGAGAGUGUGUUGUGAAGAACUCCAGGAAACCCACGCAGCUGAGGAUUCUCUGGUCUGCCAUGGAACAUUAUCCAGACUCGAAAUUUUCGUUUGUUAGAACACCCUUCAGUUGCAUUAUGCUAACCCUUCUUUACAAAGAAAGAAUAUUAAAGCUCUAUUUUGAAGACUUGAGUCCUUUCAGGAAAAAACCAACCUGCCUCCCUCUUGGCUCCCUGCCUCCGACUUCCUGUGGCUGCGGAGCGUCCGACUGGAGCCAGCUGGAGACACGGCUGGACGCCUGUCCUCACCAGAACCACGUGCCAGUUUUUUGUAGCAAUGUUAUUCCUCUUGGAAACAGAAGUGCUUUAUACCAGAGCACCUCCAAACUCCACCAAGAAGUUCCAGGACCAUCCCUGUUUUCCAUUUUUAUGUAAUUUAUAAGGAAAAGAUUAAAGCCAUGUUGACUAUUUUACAGCCACUGGAGCUAACUAACCUUACGUCAUGAGUGUCUGUCUUCCCGGACAGAAUCCAGCGAAACGGAGGGACUUGGUUUGCUUGGGUGUCUAGUUACACCAUCCAUUCUGUUAAAUAAUUUUGAAAAAAUGCACCCUCCCUUUAGCGUGUUGAGGGAUAUAAAUUAUUCUCAGGAAGAAUAUAAUGAGCUGUACAGUUACUUCAGCCUAUUAAAGAGGUGUUAUCA
This is a messenger RNA of Ochotona curzoniae (black-lipped pika), 1729 nucleotides long. Its product is annotated as focal adhesion kinase 1-like. Gene Ontology annotation, biological process: protein phosphorylation; signal complex assembly. The annotation marks the transcript as partial. Gene Ontology annotation, molecular function: protein tyrosine kinase activity. The record is from RefSeq and is a predicted model, not a curated record. The transcript has 7 exons. NCBI's taxonomy places the organism in Eukaryota, Metazoa, Chordata, Mammalia, Lagomorpha, Ochotonidae. Gene Ontology annotation, cellular component: focal adhesion.